UAUUAAAACGUGUUGUGAAAACAAACCACGAAAUGGAGGUGGACGAAGUGAAACUCGAGGAGACACCGCCGGCAAAUCCCAAUCCCAACAUUAUAACUGAACGUAAUGCGAACAUUAUAUCGGGUGGAAAUGUCUUCUACAAUCCGGUGCAAGAGUUCAAUCGAGAUCUAAGCAUUGCAGUGCUAAAUGUGCAUUUUCAACGUCUGGCUAAAGAGCGUGCUGAAAAGUUGCUGAAGCAGCAGCAGCGCAGCAAGCUCAAGCAACAGGAGAAUGGCGAGCAGCUGACGCCAACAGCGACAGAGGCAACGUCAUUAGCCAACAACAAUUAUGUUGCUGGCACCAAAUAUGACGAUGGCAUGCGUAUUUUGGAGGCAUUGGCGGCAACGGGUUUGCGUAGUAUACGUUAUGCUCAGGAGAUAGCUGGCGUCAGGCAGAUCAUUGCCAACGAUUUGUCGCGCCAAGCUGUGGAGUCCAUCAACACCAAUGUGCGCCACAACGGAGUGGAGCAUUUAAUCGAGACAAGUCAUGCGGAUGCCAUGACGCUUAUGUACACUUCAACUGCUCCGGAGAAGCGCUUCGACGCCGUCGAUCUGGAUCCUUAUGGCUGUCCGAAUCGCUUCCUUGACGGCGCCAUGCAAUGCAUAGCCGAUGGCGGAUUGCUGCUAGUUACAGCCACCGACAUGGCGGUGCUGGCUGGCAAUGCACCCGAAGCUUGUUAUGUGAAGUACGGAUCGGUGCCGUUGCGCAUGAAGUGUUGUCACGAGAUGGCAUUGCGGAUACUGCUGCACUGCAUCGAAUCGCAUGCGAAUCGUCAUGGCAAAUACAUUGAGCCGCUGCUCAGCAUCUCGGCGGACUUUUAUGUGCGCAUCUUUGUGCGCGUAUACGCUGGCCAGGCUCAGUGCAAGUACAGCAUGAGUAAACAAUCGUGGAUAUAUCAGUGCACCGGCUGUGAAACCUUCACACUUCAGCCACUGGGCACAGUGCGCGCUAAAUCUGCUGAGCAGCCGCAUCUGGUCAAGUUUGGCAUACCAACGGGUCCAGCGGUGAACACACUGUGCGAGCACUGCAAUCAUCGCCAUCAUCUGGGCGGUCCCAUUUGGUCAGCACCCAUACACAACAUGCAGUUUGUUGAGCAACUGCUGGAGGCGGUGCAGACAACGCCACUGAAGGAGCUGGGCACACAACGUCGUAUUGUUGGUGUGUUGUCGGUGGUCCAAGAGGAGCUGCCAGACAUUCCCUUGUACUACACGCCCGACAAACUGUGCUGUGUGCUCAAGCUUGAGAUUGUGCCCAUGCUCAAGAUGCGCUCAGCUCUGCUGCACGCUGGCUAUCGUGUCUCCUACUCGCAUGCCAGCAAAAACUCACUAAAGACAGAUGCACCCCCGGCGGUGCUCUGGGAUCUGCUGCGUUGUUGGAGCAAACGGCAUCCGGUGCGCGAGGAUCGCAAGAUACCUGGCACACCAUUAGCUGCGAUCUUAGCGAAACCUUGCAGCCAGGAUUACGAGUUUGAUCAGCUGCAUUCGGCUGCCAAUCCGAGUAGUCGCAAAAAUGCCUUAUCGCGAUUCCAGGAGAAUCCAGCGCCACACUGGGGACCAGGAACGAGGGCCACCAUCAUGAUUGGUGAGAACAAGCUGCCGAAGAGUUAUCGUAACCAGAACAAAAAACAACGACACAAAGCGGCCCAGCAGACGACCGCAGCUGCUGACGAGGACGUGGAGGCGUCGCCUCCGCCAAAGGAUGAACUGCUGUCCAGCAAGAAAGCGAAGCUGUCGCCGACGACUGCGUGA
Molecule: messenger RNA, 1787 nt
Organism: Drosophila albomicans
Lineage: Eukaryota; Metazoa; Arthropoda; Insecta; Diptera; Drosophilidae
Gene: Trm1
Product: probable tRNA (guanine(26)-N(2))-dimethyltransferase
Exons: 3
Coding region: 33-1787 (584 amino acids)
Biological process (GO): tRNA N2-guanine methylation
Cellular component (GO): nucleus
Molecular function (GO): RNA binding
Source: RefSeq, a predicted model, not a curated record